UGCCGUAUUGGGCAUUCAGGUUUAUAGAAGAUAUUCUAACUUAAGUUAACCUCUAAGUUCCUUGCUAUACGUCCUUUUAGCUAGCUCACAACUCUCCUAGGUUUUCUUUUUCUUUUACAAAACUUCCUUUCUUUCAAUACCCCACCCUUCCCUCUUUUAUUUGUUCUAGCUUUUAUCUUAAAGAGAGAGUUUUCAGCUCUCUCCCAGAAUUCUCUUGUUUCUUUUUAUCAUUUCUAAGAGAAAAUGGUGAUCCUCAAAUUUUAAGUUUUUGUCUUUUAAAGUAUUAUUUAUAUAGAUAUAUCCAUCAGGGUUUUAAGUUGGGGAAGUUGUGAAAAGAGGGGUGGGGAAAUGUGGGAUCUUAAUGACUCUCCUUAUCAGCACCCAAGAGACGACGAAUCCGAGGGGUGCUUAUCGCAGAAAACUUCGGUAGAUGGUGAUGAAGAUAAGGGUAAACGGGUCGGAUCCGUUUCGAAUUCAAGUUCGUCAGCUGUGGUGAUCGAGGACGGAUCGGAGGAAGAAGAUGGGGAGAGGGUUAAAGAGGCAUUAAAGAAGAGAAGCAGCAAGAUGAUUUUUGGGUUCUCGGUGCCUCAUGAAGAAGAUUUCGUGGAGAGGAGUGACCCAGCUCCAGUGACCCAUCAGUUUUUCCCACUGGAUCAAGACCCGGAAAUGGGGGUCACCUCUGUCGGAAGUGGACCAGGGUUCCCUCGGGCUAAUUGGGUUGGUGUCAAAUUCUGUCAAUCGGAGCCUCUUCCCCAUGCCAAAUCCGAUGAAGUUUCACAGCCGAUGAAGAAAAGCAGGAGAGGGCCAAGGUCAAGAAGUUCUCAAUAUAGAGGAGUUACUUUUUAUAGAAGAACUGGCAGAUGGGAGUCUCAUAUUUGGGAUUGUGGAAAGCAAGUUUACUUGGGCGGAUUCGACACAGCACAUGCAGCUGCUCGUGCAUAUGAUAGGGCAGCAAUCAAGUUCCGGGGAGUUGAAGCCGACAUUAAUUUUAGUAUUGAAGAUUAUGAAGACGACUUGAAGCAGAUGAGUAACCUAAGCAAGGAAGAAUUUGUGCAUGUACUUCGCCGACAAAGCACCGGAUUUCCUCGAGGAAGUUCCAAGUAUAGAGGGGUUACCUUACACAAAUGUGGCCGAUGGGAAGCUAGAAUGGGCCAAUUAUUAGGCAAAAAAUACGUUUAUUUAGGCUUGUUCGACACCGAGAUCGAAGCCGCAAGGGCUUAUGACAGAGCAGCAAUUAAGUGCAAUGGCAAAGAUGCCGUCACUAACUUUGAUCCCAGCAUAUACGACAAUGAGCUUAACACUGGUGAAACUUGGGGUAAUGCUGGAGAUCAAAACCUUGAUUUGAGCUUAGGGAAUUCAACCCCAAAGCAAAAGAAUGUAGAGUUUGGUGGUGAUAGGCAAAUUGCUAUGGGUGAUAAUCAGCAUAGUCUGCCACCUUCAGGCGAUUGGCGAUGGGGGGGAUUUAGGUCUCAGCAGUUAAAUCUGCAGAAGGAACCUAAUAGAAGUGAUGGUACUAAUCAUCAAAGAUCCGAUGGAUAUGGUGAGGCGGAAGCAAUGCAGCUGUUGAGCCAAACUCAUAUUCAAUCUCCAGCAUCAAUCAAGUCUAAUGAACUGCAAUCAUAUGGACAGUUCAGGAGACCUGGAGAUAACAAUGUGUUCCACAUUCCUCCCCACAUUAAUCCGUCGUCUUAUCAGAUUCAUUUUCCAAGCAGCAGCAAUGGAGGCGGAAUCAGUAGGGAUCUUUUGCAAUCGACUAAUGAGCAACAAUGGCAAUGGGGUACUCACCAAAUGUUUGGAAAUUCUGCAGCAUCAUCAGGAUUCCCAUCGCAGACCAGACCUGCUUCCCAAACAUGGCUGCAGAAAAAUGGGUUCCACUAGCUCUUGUGACCCUCCUAACCCAUCUUUUUUUUCACCUUGUUGGCAUUUUAAGCAUGUAAAGAUCAAUGCUUUGAGAUUAAGUCUUGAAAAAUUUUACCAUCUCCCCCUACAACUUCGUCGGACUAUUAUCAUCGGUAGGCCUAUAAAUGAACUGAACGUUCAGCGAACCGUUCAUGAACUGUGCGG
Molecule: messenger RNA, 2064 nt
Organism: Hibiscus syriacus
Lineage: Eukaryota; Viridiplantae; Streptophyta; Magnoliopsida; Malvales; Malvaceae
Product: floral homeotic protein APETALA 2-like
Exons: 10
Coding region: 349-1878 (509 amino acids)
Biological process (GO): regulation of DNA-templated transcription
Molecular function (GO): DNA binding; DNA-binding transcription factor activity
Source: RefSeq, a predicted model, not a curated record